Messenger RNA from Malus domestica (apple), 1744 nucleotides. Its product is annotated as pentatricopeptide repeat-containing protein At1g07590, mitochondrial. Gene Ontology annotation, molecular function: protein binding. Gene Ontology annotation, cellular component: mitochondrion. Lineage: Eukaryota; Viridiplantae; Streptophyta; Magnoliopsida; Rosales; Rosaceae. The record is from RefSeq and is a predicted model, not a curated record.
AGGCACUUGAUGCAUUCACUUUCUGAAUGGAAGUAUGCAAACUCUGUACCUUGUGAUACAUCGCACUCUCGUUCAGGCAAAUCGUCGAACAGGUUACGUCCCAGAUUUUUCUGCCCAGAAAAUUUCAUCGGGCUUCAAAUUUUUUCUCUGCACCCAAACACCAAAUGAUUUUCCCGAGAAAAUCGUCGAGUCCAAACAAGCAGAACCCAGGUCCUGCUUAUCUUACAGGAUUGAGAAGCUGCCGAGUGGAGAACCAGUUGGGUCUGCCUUCCAGAGCUGGAUGGGUGAUGGCUUCCCCAUUCAUAGAGGUGACGUCUUCCACGCCAUUAACCGCCUCAGGAAGCUCAAGAAGAAUAAACGCGCUCUUGAGGUAAUGGAAUGGGUGAUCAGAGAAAGGCCCUACAGGCCAAAGGAACUAGACUACUCUUAUUUGCUGGAAUUUACAACCAAGUUUCAUGGGAUAUCUCAAGGUAAAGAACUCUUUACCCGCGUUCCAUCGGAGUUUCAAAACGAUCUCCUUUACAACAAUCUUGUGAUUGCCUGCUUGGAUAAGGGUGCAAUAAGGCUUCCGCUCGAGUUGAUGAAGAAAAUGAGGGAAUUGGGCCAUCCCAUCUCGCACUUGGUUUUCAAUCGGCUCAUUGUUCUUCAUUCCUCUUCAAGGCGUAAAAAGUUGAUAGCAAAAAUCCUCGCUCAAAUGAGGGCCGAUAAAGUUCCCCCACAUGCCUCGACAUUCAACAUUCUCAUGAAAAUAGAAGCGAACGAGUACAGUAUUGAGGGAUUGAUGAAGGUAUACUCUGAUAUGAAGCGAGCAAAUGUUGAGCCAAAUGAAAUAUCUUACUGCAUCAUAGCGACUGCCCAUGCAGUGGCAAGGUUGUAUACGGCCGCUGAAGCGUAUGUUGAAGCCUUGGAGAAGUCAGUUACGGGUAACAACUGGUCAAUGUUAGAUGUUCUAAUUAUGUUGUAUGGGUAUUUGGGGAAGGAGAAGCAAUUGGAGACUUGGGGCUUAGUGAAGGAACUGCCCCAUGUUAGGUCUAAAAGUUAUGUGCUGGUAGUUGAAGCAUUUGGUAGAAUCGGACAACUCAACCGAGCUGAAGAACUUUGGUUAGAGAUGAAGUCGGUAAAAGGGAUGAAAACCACUGAGCAGUUCAAUUCCAUGAUAUCUGUCUAUUCCAAACAUGGCCUUAUCGAUAAAGCAUCCAAGGUUUUCCGGGAGAUAAAGAUGGUUGGGUGCCAACCAAAUGCCAUAACUUUCCGGCAUCUUGCUCUGGGUUGCUUAAAAGCAGGAUUGGUAGAGGAAGCUGUUAAGACUUUGGAGUUGGGGAUGAGUUCGACGAUGAGCAACGUGGUGAGGAAUUCUACCCCGUGGUUGGAGACCACUCUUUCGAUAAUCGAGGGUUUUGCCGAGAAGGGUGAUGUAGGGAAUGCUGAGAAGUUGUUUGAUGAACUUGCAAAAGCCAAGUAUGCAAGGCAUACUUUUGUGUACAACACUUUGAUUAAGGCUUAUGUAAAAGCCAAAGUUUAUGAUUCAAACCUUUUGAAGAGGAUGAUUCUUGGCGGCGCAAGGCCGGAUGCCGAAACCUAUAGUCUGAUGAAACUUGCCGAGCAGUUUCGAACCUGAUUCCGCGAUGUAACAUAGUUGUAACUUGUAAGGUGUUUUGAUGCAUUUAUAUUGAUUCUUACACAAAAAUUUUACCAAUUUGUAAAUGGAAGAUAAUACGAUGGACGGGGCACCGGUUGUUUUUUU